Messenger RNA from Drosophila miranda, 905 nucleotides. RefSeq lists its product as uncharacterized. The coding region runs from base 189 to 782 and encodes 197 amino acids. The transcript is spliced from 2 exons. The record is from RefSeq and is a predicted model, not a curated record. NCBI's taxonomy places the organism in Eukaryota, Metazoa, Arthropoda, Insecta, Diptera, Drosophilidae.
GGAAAGUAGCAGUUGGAUUCAAAGAUCCAAAAGAGGAAUCAGAGGUUCGUCGGGCGCCGAGGAUAUCCCCAAGUCGUCCAUUGCGACAACGGGACGAACUUCGUCGGAGCGAGCCGCCAUCUCAGCGCUUUGCGGAUCAGGCUCAAGGAGCAGGGAGACGCAAUUCGCGACUUCGCGUCAAAAAACGGAUGCUAAUUUGCGUUCAUACCGCCGCGAGCUCCUCACAUGGGAGGGCUAUGGGAGGCAGGUGUAAAAACUGCCAAGAGCCUACUCCUACGGGCGGUAGGCAGCGCGCUCCUAACCGCCGAAGAGCUCGCCACAGUCCUCGUCGGCAUCGAGGCCAUAAUGAACUCGGGCCGCUGGGAGCCAUCAGCCAAGAUCCAAGCGACGGCGAGGCCCUAACACCCAGGCACCUGCUGACAGGCGGGUCGCUCAUCGCCCCCCCAGCACUGCGGACUCCGGACCAGGAGAAUCUCAGUUGCUUGCGGCGAUGGCGACUUGUCUCGUCAGUCAGGCAAGCGUUUUGGCAGCGAUGGUCCCGCGAAUAUGUCCUGUGGCUGCAAAUUCGGGGCAAAUGGCACGAGCGGCAACCGAACCUCGAGGAAGGAGACCUCGUCAUCGUGGCCGAGGACAAUCUGCCGCCUCAGGAGUGGCUCGUGGGGAGGGUCAUCGCCACCCACGAAGGAGAGGACGGCAUGGUCAGGGUCGUCGAAAUAAGGACUAGCACUGGAGCGGUGUUUCGACGGGCCAUACACAAGUUGGCGCCGCUCCCAAUGUGUUGAAGCCGAUGCAGGCGUUCAACGGGGCCGGUGUUGCGUGACCUUCCAUCCAUGGCGGCGAUUAUUAGUUAUUAGAUCUUAAUUAUGAAGUCUAGUGUAAGUUAGGCUAGGGCAAAGCGGGAGCGC